AUGGCUGCGCACAGAGACAAGGACGAAAAGGCACAGCUUCUGGAAACCAUGAUCUGGUUCACAAUGUCAUGGAAAAACCAGUUCCUGAGCUGGGACCCUGAACAGUGUGGGACCUCGUCCAUGACACUACCAAGAACCAUGCUCUGGGUGCCUGACGUUGUCAUUGAUGAGUUUGUGGAUGAGAAUAACGCCCCUGAGACCUUCUAUGCCCACGUGACCCACGACGGGUACAUCAAGGAUGAAAUGCCCCUUGAGGUGAUCAGCUCCUGCAACCUGGAGAUAUUCAGGUUCCCCUUUGACACCCAGAACUGCUCCUACACAUUCCAGUCCUGGAUACACAAUUCUCAUGAAAUUAAAUUAAGAUUAGGACACACGGUUGGGGAGAUCAUGAACACAUCUCGUGAUGUGAUGGUCACAAAGGGAGAGUGGGAGCUCCUAGAUAUGACUGUGUAUGAACAUGAGCUAGACAUAGGAGUGGCCGCACGCCACCAGAUCACAUACUAUAUUGUUCUCAGAAGGCAGUCGACCAUGUAUGUGGUGAACCUGAUCAUUCCCAGCUUCUUCCUGAUCACAGUGGACCUCUUCAGCUUCGUCCUGCCCCCCCAGAAUAUUGACCGGUCAGCCUUCAAGAUGACCCUCAUUCUGGGCUACACCGUCUUCCUGCUCCUCAUGAACGAACUGCUGCCCGUCACAGGAAACACCAUACCUCUCAUCAAUGUGUUUUUCUCUAUGUGUCUGGCGCUGAUGGUGGGAAGUCUCUUGGAGACCAUACUGAUCACUAAUAUGAUGUGUGGCUCCAUCCGUGACCUUCCCAUGCCAAACUGGUUCCGAGUUUUUUUCCUGAAGUUCCUUGCACCGCUAGUCUUCAUGAAGAAGAGAGUCAAGAAGCGCACUUCCACUCAAAGUCAAGCUAGCGGUGGUGAAGUAGCCCAUGUUUCUGGUAAGGGCGAAGGUCAACUGGGUUCCAGAGACGGUCAGACUGCAGACCCCAGUGUGGUGGAGCUGCAACACCUGGGAGAAGAACUUCAGGCCAUCCAAAGACACCUGCAAAAGAAACCAGUCACAGUUGACCAGAACGCAGAGGACUGGAUUUUCACAUGGCAGAUGGAGUCUCUGAGUUGGGACGUGGCCGAGUGUGGGACCUCAUCCAUAACUCUGCCAAGAAACAUGCUCUGGGCCCAGAUAGUAACUCAGGCUUCACUCCUGUACAGUGUGGACGAGAACAACGCCCCUGAGACCUUCUACCUCUAUGUGUCCCACACUGGUGAAGUCAUGGACAUGAUGCCAGUGGAGGUGGUCAGCUCCUGCACCCUGGACAUCUACGAGUUCCCCUUUGACUCCCAAAAUUGCUCAUACACCUUCAGGUCCUGGAUACACAACGGUGAGGAGAGGAGGCCCCCGUUUAUAGGCACCAGGCUGAUGAAAUAA
Molecule: messenger RNA, 1428 nt
Organism: Engraulis encrasicolus (European anchovy)
Lineage: Eukaryota; Metazoa; Chordata; Actinopteri; Clupeiformes; Engraulidae
Product: 5-hydroxytryptamine receptor 3A-like
Exons: 11
Coding region: 1-1428 (475 amino acids)
Biological process (GO): nervous system process; signal transduction; regulation of membrane potential
Cellular component (GO): synapse; plasma membrane; neuron projection
Molecular function (GO): acetylcholine-gated monoatomic cation-selective channel activity; serotonin-gated monoatomic cation channel activity
Source: RefSeq, a predicted model, not a curated record